Molecule: messenger RNA, 685 nt
Organism: Desarmillaria tabescens
Lineage: Eukaryota; Fungi; Basidiomycota; Agaricomycetes; Agaricales; Physalacriaceae
Exons: 3
Coding region: 180-674 (164 amino acids)
Source: RefSeq, a predicted model, not a curated record
UGCAAUGGAACAUGAACUCCUCAUAGUCUGGAAACUCAGGUUCACUAUUUUUAGGGUAAAAGGCACAACGAUAUUCCUCAGUCUUCCCUGUGUGGCAUGGGAAGGCCUUCGUCCCGGCUCCCUCUGGGUAAUAAAGGCUCGUCGUUUGUACGAAUGUCCGUCCUCGUUUCACCAGUACCAUGAAGCUUACUACCAUUCUUAUCCUUGGCCUUGCCUCCCUCGCCGGAGCCAAAACAUCACCUAUUGACAAACGCCUAGGAUGCCCAGAGGCAUCGCGGUUUGGCGGCUUCGACGUCACCCCUUCCAAUUUGCAACCUGGCACUGAAUUCACGAUUAAUGCCGAUUUUACAUGCGGCGUGGAAUAUUUUGGCAUCGUUCCGAGGUACACAGAUUUUUACAUUGAAGUACCCGAGAACAACAAUGGAUACGAACCUGACAUCCUGAUUGCCCGUCGAGAGUUUACUUUGCCCUCGCCGCCUUUGCCGCCAGUACUUACAUUCACCGCGCGGUUCCCGUACUACCCAGUUUUCUUCGAAGCGGCUCAGUACAUGAUCGCGUUGGUCAACACUUACCCUAUCAAUGGAACAGAUGGGAGCGAGGUCUUGAUACGGGGUGGAGUAUAUGUGCCUAUUAAUGUUACUUCUUACCUGACCCCCGGGCCAUCCAGAAAAUAAUGGGAAUGGCA